Messenger RNA from Quercus robur (English oak), 839 nucleotides. Its product is annotated as bifunctional adenosine 5'-phosphosulfate phosphorylase/adenylylsulfatase HINT4. NCBI's taxonomy places the organism in Eukaryota, Viridiplantae, Streptophyta, Magnoliopsida, Fagales, Fagaceae. The transcript is spliced from 6 exons. The record is from RefSeq and is a predicted model, not a curated record. Bases 131 to 580 code for a protein of 149 amino acids. Gene Ontology annotation, molecular function: catalytic activity.
UCCUUUAUUUUCCUUCCCCAAAUUUUUUGCAUACAUUUUUCUAUAAAUGGCCAUUGACUAAAUAAAAAGUGUGAUGAAAACUAAAAAAACUAAAAGUCCCGUCGCAGUAGUGCCCCAAAAAACAUAAAAAAUGGCGGGAGCAGAAGCAGCGUGUAUCUUUUGCCAGAUCGCCAACAAAUCCACCUCCGCCACCCUCCUCCACACCGAUGAGAAGGUGAUUGCCUUUCAAGACAUCAACCCUUCUGCUGUCAGGCAUUACUUGGUGAUUCCUUUGGAGCACAUUCCAACAGUAAAAAAUCUCGAAAGGAGAACUGAAGACUACUCCUUAGUGAGUCACAUGCUGGAAGUGGGGCAAACGCUAUUACGUCGAGAUGCACCUCAGUGCACACAGUACAGAUUUGGAUUUCACCAGCCUCCACUGAACUCUGUUAACCAUCUACACCUUCACUGUCUGGCACUACCAUACACGCCCAGAUGGAAAUGUGUAAAAUUCUUGUCUGUGGGAUCGCUUGGGUUUCUUGAGGCAGAGAAGUUGUUGGAGAAGCUAAAGCCUUUUCCACCUAUUAUUUCAAAAGUGUGAUUCUUUUAUAUUUGAUUGAAGUUAUGCAAAGUAAAGAGAUUUGGCAUUCCCUAUUAAAGCUUGGGUAUGCAUUCUGUUCUGUGUAAGUUCUUGUCAUGUUGAAGUGUUCUGUCUUGUGUUUGAUCAUGGAGGCUGUCCUGUUCUUGUCCCCUAAGAACUUGUAAUUCAAUAUGCUUCAUGUUCCAAUAGCAUAAUCAAAAGAUUCAAAACUCUAGCAUUUUUUAUAUACUAUGCCAAUUCAAAAGUUAUAUUUACUGCA